This is a messenger RNA of Synchiropus splendidus (mandarinfish), 13662 nucleotides long. RefSeq lists its product as uncharacterized. The transcript is spliced from 32 exons. The coding region runs from base 4272 to 13295 and encodes 3007 amino acids. Gene Ontology annotation, molecular function: nucleic acid binding; zinc ion binding. Gene Ontology annotation, cellular component: nucleus. NCBI's taxonomy places the organism in Eukaryota, Metazoa, Chordata, Actinopteri, Syngnathiformes, Callionymidae. The record is from RefSeq and is a predicted model, not a curated record.
GGUUCAAUGGUUGUUCUGUUGAAUGCAGCAGUACUUUUAAACAUGAGGUGUUACGUUUUCUGUCCGACUGGAGCGGUUGUCGCUAGCUGCUGCUUGUGCUGCUCGUCGACUCGUCCAGUUUAGCUCGGUUCCAUGGCGUGUUUAUGAUUGAAUCUGACCAUUUAAUCCAGAUUUACUGCUGAAUGUAUUGUGACUUUGGUCAUUUGUGCGUUGUAAUUCUUAAUGGAUCUCAGGUUGAAUACUGCGUCACCAAGACCUGCUCCAUUGGAACAUGCUCGACGACGUGAGAUUCCAAUGCACCUUGUGGUGCAUCUUCCUUGCGACUGAAGCAACUAACUUUUUAGAAUCAUGUUCAUCCGAAAAGCGACGUGGUGUUACAUUUGUGGACAGAUGUUGACAGAUUUGGUCUAGUCAUUAAAUGUGGGGUUUGCUUUUUGAAAUAGUCACUUCUUCUGGUUGAGAUUACGUCUGUAGCUGUACCUUUGACGGACAUCAAAGACACUGUCUUCUCAUGAAGCAGAGGAGAGUCUGGCCGAUGAACAAGUCUGUUCAUUUAUUCAACAGAUUUGAGUCCCCCUUUUUGCUGGAGGGACAAGCAUCACAUCACAGAGUCAGUUACAGAUUCAGUAUUUUCAAGCCAUUAAAAAAAUAACAUAACAAAUAACAUCAAGCAGGAUCUCCACCAAAAAAAUGUAUACAGUGGUACCUCGGUUCUCGACCACAAUCCGUUCCAGACAGCCGUUUGAGAAGCGUUCCAAGCCUUAAAAUAGUCUUUUGUAGGAGUGAGUGAAUGUGAGUGACGUCUCUCUAGAAGUGAAGAGGUGUCCUGUGCGUGUCCAGCUCUGAAUGUGCGAUUCUGUUCAGUUUGACUGUGACAAAGUAAUAAACCAAGUAACGUUCUGUCCGAGACUCGCCUCAUUCCUGUCCGAGCUCCGGCCAACAACAGGACAUAUAAAACCCUGGAGUGCGCACUCCAGCCUCGGAGGUGUGGAGAGCGAGCGCCUCCCCUGUGACACUCUACCACGGUCCAGUGCGGCGACAGGAAAAGUUUUACUCCUCAAUAUAAAGAAAAAAAAAACAGUCAGUAAAUGUAGCUAACGGGACACGUCUACAUACAGAGACUGCGUUAUAGACAAUAACAAAGCACGUCGUGGGUCAGCUGAUCGGUCCGCGCACGUUAUGUUUUUUCCAGCUUAUUGCAGGGGCGUUCCAGUUCUGAAUUUUUGUUCGAAUUCCGAGAUGUUCGAAUUCCAAGACGGUCGAAAAUCGAGGCACCACUGUAUUUGUGUAUUGGCCGCUUAAUGGUGAUCGCAAAUACUUUAUUUUAAUUUUCCUAACUACUAAAUUAAGAUUCUUCUUGAGAAGGAAGUCACAUUCACUUAAGUGACAUGAGGUUGGUUCCUGAAGAACGCAAGUUAGAACAAUGUGGCAGUAGUUGUGGCAUUAGGGAGAUGCAGAUCUCGUCGUCCUGCCCUGCACAUCAGUGGAGCAGCGGUGGAAGUCGUCUUCACAAAUACCUGGACAUUCACCUCAGCAAAUCGUCCAGAGCAUCCACAUUGUCCUUCAUGGCUGGGAAGCUUCAACCCUACCCCGUCUUCCUGAGGAAACUGAAAGUGUUGGACUCUGAUGUCCUCUACAUUGUGGUCAGCUCCUGAGUCAGCAGCCAAAUACGAAGAUGAAGAUGGAGGCUGUGCGGAAGGUUCUCAGGAAUGCUCCUCCCACCACCUUGGUAAUCCAUGGCACCUGGUGCAAAAGGAGUUCAAGUGACAUCAAGAAGUACCACCUUAUCCACGCUGUACGUGCCCUUGUUCUCCCACUCUGUUAUGGGUAGAGGCUACGGCGCAUCCUAAAUGGGACUAACUGACCAAGGAACUGCUUCUUUCCCAUAACUGUCAGACUGCUGAGCAAUCAUCUGGCUCUGUCAGCAGAGGACAUUAAUUUCUUUACUGCUGUGAUGAAGUUUUUUCUUUUUGUGAAAUUUGCAAAGUACCUUUUUGUGAUGGUCAUAAUUAUCCUUUUUUUUUUUUUUAACAUGUUUCAAGUGCUCUUUUCAUGAUGUCAUCAGCAGGGCCCAGUCCUAGCAGUGCGACGCUCGAUCAGUUGGGAUCCUUUGUUUUGCAGGAUUGGCGAUCGGGUGAUUCCUUUUUUUGGAUCCCGAAUCUGUCUACCGAUCACAUCUACCAGAGUUACCCGUGGUGCACCUGCAAACAUAUUGUCGUGAUGCAGGAACCAGAUUUUAAAGUGGUUGAGGGACCAUAGUGAAAUCUUUCAACGCAACAAAUAACUCGCCACCUUGUUGACGCUGCUGCAUUUUUAAAGAUGGUCAAGCUGAAGCUAAAGCGAGCCGACACAUUCAGAUUGUUACCAGUCUGCUGAACGGUUUCAGUUGUUGAAAAGCAAGUGUUUCAACAUCUGAUCCUCCGAUUAUAAUAUAGGACUUGAAAAGGGCAUGGGGUUUUACAAUGCAUUGUGGGCUGUGGAAUCCACCUUGGAAUCCAGCGUUGUCAGGGCAAGAUAUGAAUUAUCAGAUGAUUCUCUAUUAUCUGCCAAAAAUCCCAGAUCAACGGAACAACUGUCAUCAGUGGUGCAGCGCAGCUGAUUCUGCUCUUUUCUUUGCUGGCUGCUGUGACGAUCAAUAUCCCUUGGGUUCUCCAUUUGGGUUCUUCCUUGCCUUUUCUUCUAAGAGUGACACUGUGCUUGUACAGGCAAAUGUGUUUGUUUUCUUUUCUGUUCUUAUUUGUGUUUUGUUUUUAAUUUUUAAUUUUUAAGAAUUUUUAAGAAAGUGCUGGCUGUCAAUAUUAUACGCUGACAUGUACUGAAUUACUGCCAUUUACUUAUUUUGAGUGGAUAUGAAGGCCUAUAUUCGAUUGUCUGCCAAUGUUGUUAAGUUAAGUGAGCACCUGAGGUGGCUGGCAGUUGGCACUUUUGCGCCGCAGGAACAUUCUUGGUUUUAGGGACGAUUGGCUGGAACCUCCCCACACAGCACAUGUCCGCAUGGACAGAAGAGGGUGACUGCUAAUGCCACUACAACAUUAUAGAAGUGCUGAGAUACGCACUCACAAUCAUGCAUCUAUUUGUAUUUCCAUGCUUGUGGGGCCAUUGUAAGGUUUCUCAUUUCCUUAAUGCUUUCCCCAGCCUCUCAUCCUAAACCAGGAGUGUUCAAACUGUUCCAGAAAGCGCCACAGUGGGUGCAGGUUUUCGUUCAAACUCAGCAAGUACACACAGUUAAAGAUGUCAGCUGAAACAAGCAGCAGCUGACUGACAGUCAACCGCUUCCAGUCUUGAGAUAUCUGAUAGGUGAAGUCAUGUGUGCGAGUUGGGUUGGAUCAAAAACCUGCACCCACUGGGGCCCUUGAGGACCGGUUUGGACACCCAUGCCCUAAACCUAACCAUCCUGAGGAGAGGAUAAACUGAAUGCUCCAUGUGUCAUUCAACAGACUCAAAGGAAACUCCGGAGAGACUGUAAAUAAUCUCACAACGAUAAUGAUUGUGGAUGAUCCUUUUGUGCCUGCAGAGUGCCUUGAUGCCUUGUUUGUUGUUGCCAGACAGCAACAACAAACAAAACAAACAGCCAGUCAGGUUAACUAUCACACUUGCAGAAAGACUAGACUAACUAGUCUUACAACUUAGACAUUGGCAACAAGCUUUCUGAUUCUAAUUACUGGUGUUUUGUGUUAACUGUGUUUUGCAUUCUACCAUGAAUACUUUUAAGUUGAUUUCUACUUAAUUUGUACACUUUCUAGUUAUUUAUGGUAUAAAAACACUAUUUGGCUGAGGAAUAAGAGAUAUGAGUUAUGAACAAAGGAUACACACAAAUCAAAAUGGGAGAAAUCAAUUUAUUUUUCUACAUUUGUUUUGAUAGCACAAGUUGAUUUUUUUUUCUUUUCUUUCUUCCGUGCUUAUUAUUGUGUCCUAACAAUGAAUGUAUGAAAAUAUUUAAGGAAUCGUUGCCUUUUUUUUGCGAUUGCCCUGCGUACAUACAGGUUGGUUGGUAUAGCGAAAAAGGUAGCUCUUGGCAGGGCAGUCCACAUCAUGAGACGCAUUCAUGCCAAUUUGUUUCAAGACCAUUGGAGUAACAUUUUUUGUUUUGUUUUUCAGCCAUGCAUUUCGACCAUUGAGAAUCUUCACCUGCUUCUGGGUUUCUAACAAAUGCCGCCCUUUGAGAAGCUUCCUUGGAGCUUUCUCAUUAGGCUGUAGACUGUCUCCAUUGUGGAUAGAGAAACCCAAUCUCAAACUCAAUUCCAAAUGUCCUUUGGAACAUUCUAAAGACAAUGUCCCAUCACUCCUGUAAUCCUUUUAUGCAAGGGACUGAAAAAGACUCAAGUAGAGGACCACUUCACCCAGGAACAGGGUCAUAUCCAAGUGGUUUCGGACAUUCCCGGGGAUCAGUUGGUGGGCUACUCACAUCAUUGGUGCAUCAUUCUGUGAACAGCCCCGGACAAGCGCCAAAUGGCAAUUUACAAACGCCUUGUAACCUACUUGUACCUGGUAAAAGAGAGGAUGUGAGGCUCUCUGUAAAUCAGGUUUCUGACUCAACAGCUCAACUAACGUACAGGAGUGAGUUCCUCACCUCUAACAAAGGAACUUCUUCUUACACAAAGUUAACUGGACACUCAGAAAUGCAGAGCAAGUCGGUAAAUGUUUCUUCAUCUUCACCCGCUGUCAUGGCUGGUUAUUUUGGUGGAGAAAGUGUUCCUUUUCGUGUGGCAGAAGAUGACCGAUCCAUUCCGGGAUUAGGAUCUGAUGACAUUCCCAGGCCAACACCGGGUGAUCCGUCUGCAUCAAGUCAACCCAAAUACACGUUCGAAGCUGCGUCUAACAUCCUUCAACAGUUUGGACUUGAAAUGGAUGACCUUGAACCGCUCCUCUCCUUUCCUGAAGAUCAAGUUACCCCUGCCAAUUUGCCUUUCAUCUUACGAAAAAUCCGAACUUGUAAGGAAAAUGCAUCCUCAAGUUCUGCAGAUAUAGAUAAGAAAUCAGUUCAGAAUCAAGCCAGUAAGAUAAUUGACUAUGGACAUACAAGCAAGUACGUGGGUAACAUGGUUGACAGCCUGGGAAGGUUUGCUGACGGUGGAAUCGACAGUGAAAAAAGCAAACGCAAAGAAGAUGGUGCUUAUGCACAGCGAUUGCAGGAAGAUGGAAAAGUUGAUCCAACAAAGCACGUGCCAAAUGUGUCAAAUUCACAUUUUCAGCUCGGAGCUUACUGUGACAGCCGAAGAUGUUUACCAAAAACGGAUGCUGUUUCCAAUGUUGUUCCUGAUUACAGGCUGAGCACUUCAGAGACAUUGAAACAUAUUCCUCCAAGCUCCCAUCUCAAACAACCCGCCCAGGAAAAAAGUGUGAGAUCAGGUCUUUCGCAGACCUUCCAUCCCAGCCCAAGUGCUGGUAACAAAUCCAUGACCAACUCUUCAAACAUGGGUACGGCGGUGUCUGAGUUGGCAAAACCUCAGGCACUCCAGAAAACAGGGAUGCUGCUCAAUCCGAGAAGACAGCCAAAUUUGACGCCAGCCAUGCCACCUGUAAUGCAGACGACCCAGAAUUCGUACACACCUGCUGGAUUGCUUUCCAAUCCUACCCCGACUUUUUGUGGCCCGCCUCAGUCGCCACUGAAUCAUCCGUUUGUCUCUGAAAGUACAUUCAAAGGCUCUGCAAUUCCACGUUUAAUCACUUCAAACAUGCAAGGUGCAACCAUUUCACCCACCAACAAAGUCCCAUCAUUCAAGGACACUGUCUUCAAAGGUUUACCAACGGCUGCCAUGAUGCAUGACUAUGCAGCCACCACACCAAGAAUCUUUCCACAUACAUGUUCUCUUUGUUACAAAGAAUUUGCUCAAAUGAAGGAGUGGGUGACUCACCAAAACAGUGCAUUGCAUCUUGAGAACUGCAAGCGCCUCCGAAAAGAAUACCCACAAUGGGAUGGCUCUGUUACCCGUGCUCUCAAUGAUGAAUGGAAAAAUCCCAAUCCCACAGCCAAAAGGUCUCAUGGAAGCCGUAGGUCACCUAAGAGGCAGAGUCCCCUUCGUCACGGAACAAGAAAGCAAGGAAGGAGCAGAUCACGAUCAUGUUCACCACAGACCUCCAGCUACGGUUGCAAUUCUUCUCACAGGAGGAGCUAUGAUAAUAGAAAUUCACCUGAAAGACAUCAUGGCAGUUCAUCUCCAAGGAGGGACAAGCAGCAAAGCUAUUCAGCAUCAAGACAUCACAGUAAUUCACCACCGAGGUGGAGCCAGGAGAGACGGCACUCGCCUCCCAGACAUCAUGGUAGUUCAUCACCAAGGUGGAGCCAGGAGGACUGGCGUCAAGAGUCAAGACACCAUGGUAGUUCACCACUGAGGUGGAGCCAGGAGAGACAGCAACAACCAGCAAGCGCAUCACCAAAGAGGCAGACAAAAAGAUCUCCAACAGAGAGGUGCACCUCCCACCGAGUGUCACCAGGAGAAAGCAAAGAGAGGUUGCAUUCUCUGAAAAAUAGCAUGGAAAGGCAAGUUCCACCCCUGAAGGGCAUCAGCAAACGACAGACACAGCUAAAAGGCACUAAGAAAGAUCUGUCACUAAGUGGGACUAAAGAAAAGAGCUCUGCCUUUGAAAGUCAUGAACCCAAUAAGUCACUGAAACCAAACAAAUCAUCUACACCUGGGGUGAAGAAGACCGCUGAGAAACUGGCCAAGUCUGUCCUGGGAUCAUCAGUGCUCCAGUCUCUACCAAAGCAAUGUGAUGUUGAGGCUGUGGUUAAAUCUUUGACCCCAGUAAUUCUCGCGGAGUGGGGGAAAAUUAUGGUGUCCUCUUCUGCUCCUCUGAAAACGAAGAAACUGGUGACGUCUUCUACUCCUACUGUGUCCUCAUCAGCAGCAAAGAAAAAGCCAGUCAAGAAGAAACCUGCUGUUUCAACCUUGGAGGCUGGUAAGGUCACUCCACCAACCAUGGUGAAACUCAGUGGAAUUCAACCCUGCAUCUCCCAUCACGAUGUGCUGUCAGCUGUGGAGCGCUAUGGAAGGACAAAAUCGGUUUUGCUUAUUCGCUCAAGAAGAGAAGCAGUGGUGUGUUUUGAGAAAGAAGAAGAUGCCAGAAAAGUAAAGACCCUUGAAAUAAAAGGAUGUACAGUCACUCCUAAACCAAAGGAAACUCUUAAAAAGGAACCGAAGAAGUCACUUGCUAAAAAGGCUGCGGUGACCAAACUUUCUUCUCCUAAAAUUGCCCAAUCCAGGACUGCAAGCCAGAGAAAGGUCCCCUCAUCACUUAAAGAAAGGGUGAAAACUAUGAAAAAAUGUCCAGCUAGUGCUUCAAAAAUAAAUCCCUUGCUUUCCAAAGCAAAAGCAGUUUCGACUGGUGGAACUGUAAUGAGAAAAAAAUCAAAACUCGGACUCAAGCGACGGCCUGUGAAACCCACAAUCUCAGAAAUGCAAACUGAGGUUAUUGACUUUGAGCAAAUAGCGUCUCCUGAAGAGCCUGACAGUGGUGUUGAGUUGAAGACGGGCGGAGAGUCAUCAGACCAAACUGGUGUAGCAAGCUUUGUCGCCGACGUGGCUGGCGGUGAAAGCAACAAAGGGGCUGCAGAGGAAAUGGAAGGGAAUGCAACUUCUGCUCUCAUCCCAGGCAAACUAGCCGAAGAAGAGGAUGUUGGCCCAAAUAUGUUGAGGAGUACACUCGCACAUGAAGAUCAGAAUAACUUUGGUGAAGAGUCGUUGAUGAGCCAUGAUCAUUCCAAGGUGGCAGGUGAAGGAGACACUGCACAUGAAGAAAGCAAGGCUCCUCAGAAAAUCAUAUUGCCUCUGAAUCCCAUUGCUGGUGACUCCAGGCAAACACUUCCCCCUGAACAGAUAGACGUUGGUGUGGAGUCCAAGACGGGAGGUCUGUCUCCAGACCAAACUGCAGGUGUUGUAAUAGACCUGACUCCAGAUGCCACUGUAGAAAGCAAAGGUACUGAGGGGGGGAUGGAAGUGGCUGCAACUGCUGCUGAUCCAGGAGAAAUAACCCGAAUAAUGCACGAAUCUCAGUCAUCUAUUGGUAGCCCUGUUGAAGACGAAGCUAUUGGUUCACACGGAUCAACAGAAAACAUGGAAACUGAACCUUCAAAGUGGACAGGCAACACUCACAAGAACCAAAAUACCAAUGUUGAAUGUUUGAAUCUUGACCAGUCAGGUGGGGUGGAUUUGGCUUGUGAUGGCCAAACUAUUCCUGAAGAUGAAGUACCAGUUCAAAAGCCAAUACCGUGUCUUAUUGGGACUGAGAGAAUCCUUCCACACAAAAAAUCUGAUUUGAAUUUUAAGAAGCAAAGAGGAGCCUCUGGCAGAACUGAUGCAGCGACCAUUGUAAUAGACUUGACUUUAGAAGAGACUGAUCAGCCUUUAUCCACAUUUACUGUGGAGCCAAAACGGGCCGCUCCAGAAGGAACAACCAUCGCAACCCCAGCCAACAAAGGCAUCAACACCACCCUCAGCAGCCAGUCAUCCAAAGUGACAAAGAAGGGCACAAACUCUCCCGAAUCUGUAUUGAAGGGGGUGAAUUUGAGGUUCUUCAGACACAUGAUUGCCGCCCAUUGUGAUAAAGUGACUCAUGGGAUGAAGUUGAAAGAUUUUAGUAAACUUGGCCUUUGCAAUCUAGUAAUUAGCCAACUGCCAUAUGGUGAACCAGACGCCCACCUAUUGAGUGCCUUGCAAAGUGCACUCCAGGUGUUUUCGCCCCCAGGAUGGGAACUAGAUUUCUAUUUCUUGAGGGAAGCUGGGGUGGUCAUUGUUCCUUUGCCACCAGGGAGAUGUGCAUAUGACAUUCUACAUCAAACAAAAUGGAGACAUUAUCGAGGAAGAAAACUUCAUUACCAGAUUUUCAAUAGCAACGUGGCAAGCUCACCACUGAUGUUUUUCCAAACUAUAAUGAAGUUUAUUGGCGAGUCUGCAGUAAUCGAUGGCUCCAAAACGGUCUUCUUCGGAAGAAUCACCGAAGAGGAAGUUGCUGAACUCCAGCGAGGCUUCAAGGACACAGAAUCUGUCCAAUACUUCUUGCCUCUCUACCGCAAGCUUUUCAUUGAGUUUUCAACACUUGAGGAUGCAGAUCAGUUUGGGUUACAACUCAGUCUGAAAAAUGGGCCGAUUGGAAAAGACGUCUACAGACUUGGAGUAACACCUGCUGAAGGGUCUUCGUGCCAAUUUUCUGUGGAUGGUGCAGACGCUCAUUUGUUCGACGCAAGUAUUCCUGAGGGCAGCCACGCACCGUUUUGGCUGCCUAUUUCCAGUCGUCCGUACCUGUACCCCACUCUGAGACCUUCUUUUGUUAUCCCAGAGCACCGGACGAUCAAGAACAUUGCAGAUGUCGAGGCUUUGGCUCCCCUUAGUGACUUCAGAACUGUCAUGUUCACCAAUCUGCCACAAGAAUGCAAUGCCCACUGGGCCAUCAAAAGGCGGGUUCAGGCCCUUCUAACAAAUGUGACGCCUCUGUUUUACAACUACUGCAUCACCGUUCUUCCCCAGCAGAGACGGGCCUUUGUGCACUUUGAUGAUUGGGAAUCUUACUCAACUUGCCUCCAGGACCUCAUAAAAACUCCAAUUUAUAUUGGCAAGAACAAACUUAGCCUUCACCUUGUCACGCAGCCCAUGUGUGCUCAGCACAGUGAGGACUUGAUGUACCAGUCUCUGAUGGCGCUCAGCAACACUCCUGUUAAAAGCCCUCAUUCUCUGUCUGAGCGUUUGCUUUUGGUGGGUAUCUCUUCGUACACAAAGAAAGUUGUGGGACAACUUCUCGACAAGGUGAUAUCAGUCGGGCCAUUUGUCGACUUUCUGCCACUUGGAAAUCGGAUCUGCAUUGAGAUGGUGAACUCUGAGGAUGUAAAGAAGCUUGUUCACAUGAAACAAUCUUCCACUCAUGAGAUGAAAUUGAGGCAGAUUAUGAACUUCGAAAGCUGUCAGGACAUGUCAAGGCGUCUCAACCUUUCCAAUGAAAGACAAGAGAAAAUACUCCAGAGUGAAGGCAGUGGUGAUGCACGUUUUCCAUCAUCAUGUCAAGUGGAACCGGCUCGCUCUGAUGUUCCGGCUCCUGUGAAUACACCAGCAGGAGCUACACAGUCUCACGUCUCUGCCAUAGUACAAGAGUCUGAGUUAGGCACUGAUGUCAAGUCAGAUGCCAUAGUUAUUGAUGAGGACUGUGAACAUGAAGUAAAGAGUGAUGCUGGAUCAACUGACACGGAUGAUUUGAGACCUUCCACCAAAACCCCAAGUGUCCUUCAGUCAAGUAGUGCUCCAGCAAUCCCUAAUAUGGACCUGAUGUUUUUUACCCUCAAGGCAGCAAUUCGAGAGCAUCGCCUCGCCAAGGUCCGCCUUAUGGACAACCAACAUGCUGGGGUUCCUUUGGCGACAGAUGAGUCCGAUGAUACCCGGAGUGUCAGUGGAGAGAUCCAAUCUGAAUGUUUGGUAAUUGUUGAUGAAGUGAGUGACAUGGAUCUUCAAUCCUCACUUGAGUCACGGGAAACAAGAACAGACGACUUCUCUGACAAAACACAAUUAUCAUCCAGACCAACUCAGGACAAGACAAAUCAGACGCCAACAGAGUCUCAUAGCUCAGCGGAUGACGUUGAUUCUGCACAUAAAGGUCAUGAAAUCCCACCGUCUGACAUCCACCUGCAAGUAGAGGGUGUUCCUGCCCAAUCAGAUGGCACUUGCGUGGACAAACAGACUGAAGAAUUGCAGCCACAGGGGAAUAGAAAUGAGGACAGUUGUGAUGACUUUGAAAAUUUUGAAAUCCUGGAUGAGUUUGAAUGCCAAGUGGCAGAGGAGAUGGAUGAUGCCAACCAAGAUGACAGGCUUGAAACACAUUGUUCAGAAGGUAGAGCAGAGGAGCCUGCAGCACAUGUCCUUAACAACAAGGCAGAUCAAGAAGAGAGUGAGUCCUUCCAAGUGAUCGACAGUAUUAAUGAAGAUAAUGCUGUUGAAGGUCAGGACUCCCCAAUUCAAGAAUCCAAUUCUGCGGGACAUCUGACUCCAGUAGUUGAUGAUGUUAUAAUAGUAGAUGGACUCUCUGGGAAGAGCUUGAAUGCUGAAUCCUGCUCUGUUCCUAAAGAUGUACCACACCAAUGUGGUAUAAUCUCUCCCAGAGAACCAUCCACUCAGGAUCCUUCUGCCAUCAGUGAUGUCCAUCCUGAAGCAUUUCAGAUUUUGGAUUCUGUAGAUGAUCAGUCUGAAAACGAAGACGAACCAAAGGAUAGGUCUGAUGUGACUCAGUUAGCCGAGGACACAGAUGUUUUACAAGAGGAUGUGGAGUAUGAGGUGAUUGAUUCUGUGGAUGACCAAGCAACAACUAGGGGGAGGGAAAACUGCAGUAACUGGGAUACAACUGAUCUACCGCACAUCUCUGCUGCUGUUACCAAACAGGAGCCUCAAAACCGUGUAACUGAGGAACUGUAUGAGAUUGUAGAUUCUGUGGAAGGGGACCAAAUCCACGUUAGUGACAUUGAAACAACAAGGAGAAGUUCCCGAACGCGGGAGAAGGAAAGCAACGCUCCAGAUGGGGCGGAGCAAUUUGAGCAGCCUGACAAAUGCGCUGAAACUGAGGAGAGUACGAUGGAGGAGAGUACGAACAAGGGUGUAACAUCUAAAACAAGGUCCAGCAGAAGCAAAAGAGGAUUGAGCAGGGAAAUGGAGGGUCCUCAUAAAGAGAGAAUGACAACAAGGAGCGGUCGCUCUCUUCUUAACCAAGCCAUUAGCACACGGUCAAGAAGGAACACGCCGACGACCGCAAGUUCUGCUUGUGAGACAUUGGAUUCUGUUGAAGGCGAUGUCAAGGAACAGCCCCUGGCCAAAGGAAGAAGGCGGCGACCACGGAGUCCAAUUUAUAUGGAUCAGCAUGAUGACAACUUUGCUUAUCAAAUACUUGACUCUGUUGGUGAAGACAUGCGCAGGCCGCCAUCCACUGAUGAAAAUGAGUUUUCUUAUCAAGUUCUAGAUUCAGUGGAAGGUCCUGUUAAAACAGAUGAAACCUUUUCUUGUGCAAGUUUGGAAAAAUCUAAUAAGGAGUUGAUGGAGAAUGCAGAAAAUGAGGAAGAAGGCAUUUAUCAGGUAUUGGAUUCGUGUGAUGAUGAGCCCCCCGCACAGCAGUUCACAGAGUCAGAGGCGACGGCUGAAAAUGAAGUGGCUGUAAGUCUAGAAAAGGAAGAUUGUUCGGAUGUUGCUCCAGAGCAUCAGAUUUCACCCGACUCCAACAAGAGAGCUCAAGGGGAAACAAACGUACCAAUGUACGGCAUGGACAGUGCUAUAAGAUCCAUUCUGGAGAACUUGGAGGAUGUGAGUGAGGAAGAAGAUGAUUCCUUUCCUGAAGCUUCGGAGCAUGAGAAACAGGAGAAAGAAGAAAAUCUGUCCAUGGUUAUGGAUGAGACGCCCAUCGGCGUGAAUAAAACCAAAAGUGUAAGGAGCCCGGCGAGAGAUUAUGUGGUAAACGGAAGACGGAGUCAUUUGGAGAGGGAGAAGGUGGUGAUAAACACCAGCGAGAUGGUGACUGUGGAUGAAGUGACCGCAGAAGAUGUAUCUGAGGCAAAAACAGGUGGAGUCAUGGAGGAAGAUUAUCAGACAAUGGUUACUCUGGAUGAGAUCUCUGAGGAGGAAGAGGAAGAAGCUGCAGUGCCUGAGAUCUUUCCGCCCUUGGAUGAACAGGGUGGUGACAAAAAAGAGAAAGACAAGCAGAGUGACAACAAAGAGGUCAUUAAUUUUGUGACUGUGGAUGAAGUUCAUGACAAUGACGAUGAUUUGAAGAAGGAUCAGGUGACAUUAUGCAGAAGUAGGAGAGCCAAAAGACUCCAGGCGGCUUCAGUGCGGAAAUCAAGUCGUCUGCACAAGCUUAAUGAGACGGAGGAAGAGAAGCGUCUGGAUGAGGCUCCUCUGUCCCCUCCGUAUGCUGAAGUUGAAGAGCCACAAAUCCAGAUGGAUACUGAGAAGACAGAUCUAGAGGCCGACAGCAAACUGGUUGAUGGUGCAUCUUCGGUGGACUCUGCACUUGCCUUGGCACAUGGUACUGACCAGGCGCUGGGGAGGGGUCUGGCAAAACGCAAAUCUACGGGCAGCGAACCUGAAGCAAAGAGAGCCUGUGAUUUUCCAUCAUUCACACCAAACAACCCUCUCGGUCAGGAAUUUGUCCGUCCAAGCUCUGGAUUCUUCUGCCAUCUUUGCUCGAUGUUUUUCUUCAGUGAGAGCACGGCCAUGGAGGAACACUGCAGCAGCCAGAGGCAUCAUGACAAUGUGAAGAGUCAUUACCUGAAGCAUCAACGCUCCGAACACUCAGAACCAUCAAGAGAGUCGUCUGCCCUGUCCAACUGCUGAUAUUCUUCUUUUAUUUCCCUAAAAUGAUGUCACUGUGGAGGGGUGUGUUCCGAUGUGUUCCAACCGUCUUCCUGGUACAAUACUGCGUAUUUGAACAGCCUCUUGGAGUCACAGCUGGAUAUGAGCAUCAUGUUCUCUCUUGUUGAUUUCAUGGUUGAACUGCUAUCUUUGGUCUUCCCUGCUGUUUGCUUAUUCAUGGAAUGUGUUGUGUUAUGUGACGGUACGUCAGCUUAUGUAAAAAGUGUUGAAUUUAAGUGAAAUUAUAUUUUGAUAAGAUUAUUUGUUUUGAUCACAUGGUGACUUUGAAAGGACAUGGAGAAUCUGCAUUUUUGUUUGAAGUUGCUUUUAAAUAAAAAUGUUUCUUGAA